AUGAAGAAGACCUUCCAAGUGCUCGGGAUUGUUCCCUCCAGCAAGUCGACCCGCCGACUGAUGGUCCUGAUGCACGACACCUUGACCCCGCCUUCGCAGGCGCCAGCGCUCGCACGAGCCGCCCAAAGAGCGGUGCGAAACGACGCAGCCCUGGCCUCCAAUGUGAUUCGAGUCAUUAUGGAUGGUCCUGUACAGACUGCGCUGCGCAAGCACUUUGGAUUGGCCGAGACACCGUUCAUGUUCGCGCGGGCCCGAGGGUGUCGUGCUUGACCCCGAGGUCGAGAAGCUUUUCUCGAAAUGCGUGAAGCUGAACCCGAUUGUGACGAAAGCCACGAAGAGGUUCCCGAUCGCUCGUCACAUGUACGAGCUUGUAUUCGAAUCCGAGCAAGCUUGUCUUGAAGCCGCUUCAGCGGGCCCAUUCCCCUACCACGGCAAGGAGAUGGUUACCGAGCUCCCCAGCGCCUCUCCCUUAACCACGUCAUGCAGGUGUGAUUCACCUUGCCCUCCUCCUCCAGCGCGAUCCCCGCUUCUGUGCUCCGAAAAUCUCUCGAUGAUGCUAUCACCCUUUCGUUCGGCCACGCAGGUCGCACGCAAGGUUAUACCCUGAUGCAAUUACAGCGGGGCCUCGCGGUCGAUCCGAAUGGUGAUCCGAUGGCCAUGACCGAAGACGGGUUCCACUGCGCGUACCUUCGCUUACAUGCUGAUCUUUUCCAAGGCUCCAUCGAGACGCAGAAGGCUGCGCUCAAUGCCGCUUUGCCACAAGAGAUCGAGAUCCUGGGCGCCAAGUACGGCUUGCGACACGAAUUUGAGACGCACUACUGCGCGGUGUGCGAUCGCGCCGGACACCAGUGGGGCGCUUGCAGGAAGCCAGUUUCGACUCCGGCCACCGCCGCCCCUGUUCCGGGGGCCUCGACCUCGACUUCGACUUCGACCACCGGCUUCCGAGUUGCUGGAAAGAAUGGGAAGCACGGUGGGCCUGCCGCAUUGAACUCUCGUGUCUCUGGCGCAAACAUGAUCCAGCUGGGACCUCGUGCUAACCCCGCAGGUGCAGUAACUGCCAACAAGGACGACGCGAACGACGGCGACGACGAGUCGGUCGUUUCGACCGAACCGGAGGGCGGCGACACUGGGGAAGAGACGUCGACGCGUGCGACCCUGGGCUCAACAAAGGAGACGUAGACGACGACGGCGGCACCCGUUUCGACCCCGACCUCUCCUUCGCCUUUGUCCGGUGGCACGUCGGGAUCAUCGGCAACCUCGACAACCUCGAUAGCCUCGACGAGUCCUCAACGCCUUCGUUCGAGCUCGGCACCCAGCAACCGACAUGUCACCCGGGCGGGAUCCGCCAUGAUCCUCGGUGCAUCAGGGGGUCACAGGUCCAAGGUGACCGAAUUCGAGGGGGGCGGCGCUGAACUGAUUUAAUCAUGAUUGAGUCACUCACCGUGUUGACGUUCAACGUCCGAUCGAUGAAGAACGCAGUCAACCAAGUCAAAAUCAUCCGUUAUCUCAAAACCCUUCGGCCGGCCCCUGCGGCCAUCCUCCUGCAAGAGCACCACCUCAGCUACAACGCGUCGCGCAAAGGCUUCGAGAGUGCUUGGCCGGGGCUUGUAUUCGUUUCACUCCUCAUGUCCUUACCCUCAUACCCGAUGGCUCACCUUUGGCGGGCCAUCUCCUUUCCUCUACCCCGGUCGUCUUUGCAGGAGCUCCUCGUUUCGACGGUCGGAUUCUGCGCUCGGUGUUUCGUCUUGAGGAGCUCGAUGUCGAGAUCAUCAACAUGUACGCGCCGGUGCAGGAGGACGAUCGUCGCGACUUUUUCGGGCUUCUGCACUUCAGCGCCCCGAGACCCAAGAUUCUUCGGAUCUUGGCCAGCGAUCUCAACGAUUGUCCGGAUGUAUUGGUCGACCGAGUGUCCAUCACCGAUCGCGCUUGGACUCCUGUAUCGCACUGGCAGACCUUGCUGUCAAAGAUCGCGUUCAAGGCACUCGACACGGUCCGACAUGUCCAUUCUUGCACCCCUGCAUUCACUCGUCCUCACUACCGUGGUAGAGGGGAAGAGCGAAAGAUUUGCUCGUGGUCGCGGAUUGACUAUAUUCUUGUCCAAUGCAGUUGGGCGAACCGGUUGUUGAGCGCUUCUACGCUCUUCGAUGCGCCCUGUUCGGACCACAGACCUGUAGUUGCGACUUUCGCUUUGCCUACAUCGAACGCUGAUGCCGAACCCCCCCUUUCUCUUCCCUCCACGAGCGAUUUCAUUUCAAGGCUCAACCCAAUGGUCUUUGACGAUCAAGACUUUGUCGCAUCGAUUCCCGGGUCGUCGACGAGGUCUAUCGAAGGCUCGAGGGGACCGCUCCACUUGGCGAUGUCUAUGACGCCGCUCUGCGGGCGGUUGCAGUCGCUGGCCAUGCACGAUACCGCUCGACUUGUGCCGAGAGCCAAUCCGUCAUGGAGGCUUUGGAGGCACGCGGUGAGCACGUGAAUUGUGAAGAGUCCACUCUCAGCUCGACAGGGGCGCCUCGGUCGUUGCGCGCACUUGCUAGCCCGCCCCCCGGCGGUGGGACUUAGACGCGCGCGACUGCCUCAGCGCGCCAGCGCCGGCGGAUUCAUGCGCGCGCCCGCUAGCCCGCCCCCUUGCGGUGGAGACUUAGGCGCGCCGGCGAUUUCACCCGCGGCUGACUUAGGGAUGUACAUUGUCACGCGCCUGGGCCUAUCCCAGCGUGGCCCCCUUUCUGUUUCUUAG
Molecule: messenger RNA, 2734 nt
Organism: Microbotryum saponariae
Lineage: Eukaryota; Fungi; Basidiomycota; Microbotryomycetes; Microbotryales; Microbotryaceae
Source: the annotation of a GenBank genome assembly